CUCAGUAGAGGUUGACUACAGAUGUUUUCCAGGUGUUUCCAAUCCUCUGACCUGAUUGUUCAUGCUGCAUUGUUCUACCUGGACCAUUGAGAUGUACAGGAACUAAUUGUCAAUGGGAAAGGAGCCAGGGAAAUGUAAAAACAAAGAAUGUACAUUUCCUUUUGGUUUGUUGGGUUCCUGCUUGGUUUGCCCAACCAGAAAUGCACAGGGGGUAGGGGUGCCAUUGGCCAGGGAAAGGAGCCCGGCUGAGACUUUUUUUUUUUUUUUGAGUCAGAGUCUCACUCUUGCCUUGCGUGUAGUACCCUGGCAUCAUAGCUCACAGAAACUUCAAACUUUUGGUCUUGAACCAUCCUCUUCCCUCAGGCUUCAGAGUAGCUGGGACUACAGACUUGUGCCACAAUGUUGGCUAGUUUUUCUUUCUUUUUUUUUUUUUUUUCUUUUGAGACAGAGUCUCAGUGUGUCACUCUCGGCAGAGUGCCGUGCUGUGACAGCUCACAGCAACCUGAAACUCUUUGACUUCAGCGAUUCUCUUCCCUCAGCCUCCCAAGCAGGUGAAACUACAGGCACCCACCACAACACCUCGCUAUAUUUUUGCCAGGAGCCAAAAACUUAAUGAACCCACUAUGAAAAAUUACUGCAAUUAAGUUAGGUACAAUGAAAGUUACAGCCCGUAAACAUUUGCAGGCGAUAAGAACAUUCUGACCGUUGGCUCCAGGAAAUAAGGUUACCACACCUGCUACCAGGAAUUCCCCACCCACUCAUAUCUCAUACCCCCGAGCAGACUUCCUCCUUUGCUUGUGCUUAAAUAGCUGUUAAAAAAUAAAGUUUUUGGAGCUUGAUCAGAAUCCUGUCUUGCUCUCGUUCCUUGUGUCUCUUGUCUUUUUCACUCCUUCACCCCCUAUCCUAGGUCCCUGUUGAAUUAGCCUCGCAGGCCGGGGCAACUGGCACCCAACGUGGGGCAAUUUGGGUCUGGGUUCCGAGAGAGCGUUGCUUCCUAAAGGCUAGCCGCACCUUGGACCACUGCUUCAAUGGAGGAGCGAGUGAAGAUCCGCACCGUGAUCGCCACAGAGUCACCCUCCUGUGAGACAGAUCCGAUUUGGGAAAAUGAAAGGACCCUGCACAAUGCUGCUAUUCCUGUUAAUACUUUUCCCAGACCAAACCUCUUCAACCUCGAACGACAAGUCAGUUACCAACCCAUUCGCUUGGCGCUUCUUCUUUACAGAAAACUACACAUCUGAGGAACCCAGGAAUACAGAGCAAGCUGGAUCUCAUCUAGAAUCUGCACACAUGACCUGGCCUCCACCUGGAAUUCAGAAGAUAAGGCCGGACUUUGAGACAAUCUCACCUGAAAAGAAAUCGCAGACUAGGAAAAGGAGAAGACACGGCUGGUUCUCAGAUACAUAUAUCAAAGGACUUCCUGCCUCUAAGCCAGACCUGAUCACAUGUCCGGAACAAAAUAAAGAGCCGUGGAAUGUGAAGAGAGAGGAGGCAACAGCUAUAUACACCCAGGCACUGGGGAAAUGUAGGGUAAAGGGUACACACCCAGGAUCUUCUGCUACUGGACCUCUCAGCAGCAAAAUCUCUGGAGGGGAGAAGAGGACUGUGCCAUCCUCCACUACUGACACUUCCAGGAUUCCUCAGAGCUCCUUGUUAGCCCCCUGGGCUUCUUCAAACCCUUAGACCCUUACUGCUUUGGGGUUUACUU
Nycticebus coucang (slow loris) is the source of this 1705-nucleotide messenger RNA. Its product is annotated as zinc finger protein 100-like. NCBI's taxonomy places the organism in Eukaryota, Metazoa, Chordata, Mammalia, Primates, Lorisidae. The transcript has 6 exons. Bases 1105 to 1680 code for a protein of 191 amino acids. Gene Ontology annotation, biological process: regulation of DNA-templated transcription. The record is from RefSeq and is a predicted model, not a curated record.